GAAGAAGAAGAGGAGGAGGAGGAGGAGGAGGAGGAGGAGGAAGAGGAGCAGCUGAGAAGAAAGAGGCACUGAAAUGGUGUAAUAAAUUUUCCCUUGCGUUAAGAAGCUCGAGAGCAAGUAAACAUGGAUUAUUUUUUUUUUUCCCUCUUUUUUUUUUCUGCGUGUAUUAUGUGUGUAGGCAAGGUUCACGGGUCCAUGGGUCAACACACCCCGUCGCCUUUGGAACGUCUACACACAUCAAGCGGUAAGAUGGCAAAUGUGUGCAAUGAGAGCAUAUUUUGGCCGAUUUUUGGUCGUUUCCAACUUUUUCACUUUUUUCCAAUCCAGGGCGCUCUAGACCAAGGGUUUUAUUGGAUUUGACUUGGAAAAAAAUCUUGUGGCUGAAAACCAGUCGAACCUCUCUAAAAUCAACCAAACAUAUCGAUCCCCUCUGAAGUAGGAGGCCUAAAAAGGAAAUUACAUUUCCGACCUCCUUAACUGGAAGAGAGGGCUGGGUCGAGCCUAGGAGACCCCAUAGUAGAGGGGGAGAUUUUGUCCCAGCCCCUCGUCAGCAAGAAUUGCACAGACGAGGUGGCUGGGUUCAGAGCUUCUGGUGGCAAAAGUUGAAGUGGUGGCAAACAGAGGAUGGCAAACAGAGGAUGGCAAAGAUGGAAAGAGGAGCGUGGGAGCGGUGGCGAGCAAUGAAGGAAAGUCGAAGGCGUGAGACCGAUGGCGAAG
Messenger RNA from Gamsiella multidivaricata, 717 nucleotides. RefSeq lists its product as uncharacterized. The transcript has a single exon. The coding region runs from base 124 to 360 and encodes 78 amino acids. The record is from RefSeq and is a predicted model, not a curated record. Lineage: Eukaryota; Fungi; Mortierellomycota; Mortierellomycetes; Mortierellales; Mortierellaceae.